AUGCCGAGGUCCUGCACCCACACCGAGAUCCGGCACCCAUGCCAAGGCCAUGCACCCAUGCUGAGGCUGUGCACCCACACCAAGGCACGUUUGCCCCCGGGGCAGGGAGGGGAGGCGGCGGGGGGGGACGCCGUCCCCCCGGAACCCCCGGUCCGAGGCGCCCGGGCCCAGUUUGGACCGGUCGGGUCCCAGUGGAGCCGGUGGCCACCGGGCUACCGGAGGCGGGACCCGAACCGGGGGUGGCCCGAGCCGAGUCCCGCCCGAAGCGGACCCGAGCCCCGCCGAGCCGAGAGGGGCGGGGCGCCGCCGCGCGCAGCCAAUGACGGAGCGCCCCGCCCCGCCCAGCCCGGGGCGAGCCCCGCCCUCCUGCGCUGCGGAGCCGCGUCCAGCCGAGCCCCGCCGAGGCGGACCGGAGCGAGCCGAGCGGAGCCGAGCGGAGCCGAGCGGAGCCGAGCGCGGCCGGACCGGACCGAGCGGAGCCGAACCGAGGCGGAGCGGAGCGAACGGAGCCGAGCGGGACCGGACCGGAUCGAAUCGGCUCGGCUCGAUGAGGACCUGGAGCGCACAGAGGGGCCCCCCCCCGGGGAGGGGGUGACGGGGGACCCCCCACCCGCUGCCACCCCUGAGUUGGUGCCACCGCCCGAUGCCACCGGCAAGGACAUCAUCCCGGUCUACUGCUCCCUCCUGGCCGCCGUGGUGGUGGGACUCCUCGCCUACGUGGCCUUCAAGUGCUGGCACACGUGCAGGCAGAAGCGGCAGCUGGCCAAGGCGCGGGCGGGGGACACGGGGACGUCACCCGACGGGGAGAAGCUGCACAGCGACAGCGGGGUCUUCCUCGACACCCACAGUCUGCAGGACCCCCACCAGCCCGGCAAGGCCCCCCGCCCCGAGGGGCACCCGCUGAGCGGGGUGCCACCGCAGCAGCGGGAGGAGCUGGAGCGGCUGCUGGAUUCCGGGGGUCCCGGGGGGGACUGGCGCAGCCUGGCCGCCCGCUUGGGCUUCGGCCCCGACGCCAUCGGCACCUUCGGCCGGGGCCGAGCACCCACCCGCACCCUGCUCAGCACCUGGGCCGCCGCCGAGGGGGCCACGCUGGAGAGCCUCUGCCAGGCGCUGGCCGCCAUCGGCCGCCACGACGCCGCACGGCGCUUGGCGGGACCGGGGGACGUCACCUCCGCCGUGUGA
This is a messenger RNA of Gavia stellata (red-throated loon), 1182 nucleotides long. Its product is annotated as death domain-containing membrane protein NRADD-like. Gene Ontology annotation, biological process: Rho protein signal transduction. The transcript is spliced from 5 exons. Gene Ontology annotation, cellular component: cell surface; plasma membrane. NCBI's taxonomy places the organism in Eukaryota, Metazoa, Chordata, Aves, Gaviiformes, Gaviidae. The record is from RefSeq and is a predicted model, not a curated record. The coding region runs from base 1 to 1182 and encodes 393 amino acids. Gene Ontology annotation, molecular function: coreceptor activity; death receptor activity; nerve growth factor binding.